Molecule: messenger RNA, 1448 nt
Organism: Homarus americanus (American lobster)
Lineage: Eukaryota; Metazoa; Arthropoda; Malacostraca; Decapoda; Nephropidae
Exons: 5
Coding region: 105-920 (271 amino acids)
Source: RefSeq, a predicted model, not a curated record
GGUUUGUAGGAUGUCAACCAUACUGACGAAAUACUCCAGUUCCAGUUAUUGUGGUGAAGGCGUUGGGUGUGUCAGUAGUUUGUUGGGAUAAGUAACAAGUGUUGAUGGAUAACAUGGUGGUGAAAGAGUUGGCAGUGGUGUUAGGGGCGCUGUGCUGGGUGUUGACCCUCGCUACUGAUGGCCAUGGUUGUACGCCUUGGGUCACGACCGAAACUAACAAUGAUUGGCAAGGAGUAAAUUUCAAGAAUCCUGCGAAAUACUUGUGGUUCCAAGCAGACAAAAGGAGGACAUUGACCAAAAUAUACAUAGAUUUCUUCCAAAACGAUGGCAGUGAUCGAGUCAACAGGGACCUCUGGUUUACUGUCCCGAGUAAUACAAGUUAUUAUGUAGGAGUUAUCAAACCAAAGGUCUAUAGAUUCCUCGCUACUGAUGAGGAGGCAGUUUUUUUCAUCGAUGACGAUAACAAGUUGAUUCUGGGUUAUGGGAAGGUGCUCAAUAUCCGUGUUACUAGUGGAAGCCUUGUACACUGGAUCAACUGCCCCAGUUAUACACACCCUGAAAGACCGGAUAAGCUUAAAGUGCCUGAGGAUGAGCCUACAGUGUCCGAAGGUGACCAAGUUAAGAUUACUGUUAUUGUGUCGUCUACACUGGGAGUUGUGGGACUGGGCUCUUUGGUGGCCAUCAGCAUCUUCUGUGCCUUGUUCAGAAAACGUCCAACUGUUGCCACUUCAUCUCCUGCUGUUGCCACGACUACUCGUCCUGAUGACAACCCCAGGCCAACAAACACUCUCCAGUUAGUUCCUUACUCUCGCUCACACGACGACGAGGGCGAUUAUAUGUAUAUGGACUGUUACAACCUGAACACUGGUCAUAAUAUGCAAGCACUAUCUAUCACUGAGUUCAUGACGGUUAGGCACUAAUCUGGAGCGACUGCUGGAGAGGAAAGAGCCUUAUGUAUAGGAAAAUAGUCUGGCUGGAUAAAAAGGAGAGACUUUUAGCAGACAGAAUUGAGAGUUUGUGGAUAGAGAAGACUCUGGAAAGAUAAACUUAAUUAAUUUGAUAGGAAACUUUGUUGACACAUAAUCAAAACAAGACAUUAUUAUCGUUGUAUAAAAGUGUUUUGUAAUAUAUAGGAUUAUUGCUAUUAUUUACCUUCAGGUCAGGUAAUAUACAGUACAGUAUUAUAAUUCGUCUUCAGUUCAGAAUUUUUUUUCUUAUAUUGUUUCAUAGAUAAUAUUAUACAUCUCCAUUAUCAUUCCCUCAGAAGAAAAUAAAUUAGGAAUAAAAAUAAUAAAAACAAAUUCACAGGAAGAUGAGUUAGUGCCAAAGGCUAAUCUACAGUACUCACUAAAUAUGACACAAAUGUCCCAUGACCUUUGUCCUUUAUUAAUGAGGUCACCAAAUUAUUGAUGUAGCUGAUAUAUUGAUGAAUUAAACAUUGUUCAUGA